AAUUAUCGUAUGAAUCCCAACUUAUUGCCGAGAAAACAAGCUCUCUUUGGAAGAAAAGCUCUGAAGGGCUAUCGAUGGUGUAAGCUUAUCUAGACAAAUAACCAAACAUUAGCAUGUAAGACUGGAUUACACUAAUGGCUAUUUAGCACCAUUAUACACUCUCGAACAACCUCAUUGAGACAUUUAAUACUCACCAUUUCUAAGACUAUUUGUACACAAAAACCUGUACGAGUUGCUUGGGAAGAGAUCUACAUCACAUUCCUAUGAGUUUAUUCGACUUUUGGCAGAAGGCCAGGACGCAAAGCAUCAAAGGAAGGGUUACAAAGGCACAACAUGGCGAAUCGUAGAGGGCUGUUCUCUUCGGUGUUCAACGAAUGACUGGCUUAUUUCGAUGAAAUCUUGUUUCGAAAGAGAUGAAUUACAUAGCUAAAUCUGUAGUCUCAAACAAGUUAUCCUCCGUGGGAAAGAACUUAGGAUGGGAUGAUAAAGAUGAUCAAGAGGGAGAAGAAGAAGGAAUAUCAGAGAAGGAACUUCGCAAAAUCCAGGAGAAGAACGCAGCGGCGAGAGCUAAACGACAAGACCAACAUGCCAAACGGAACGCUGAGAGAGAGAAGAAACGCGAUGAAAUACGCGCUAAAUAUGGACUGAAAGAGGGCCAAGCAAAGAGCAAUGGCAGCGGCAGUUCCAGCAGCAGCAGAAAAACAAGCUUUGAUGAUAUCGACACCGAAACAACGAAGGAGAAACAAUGCCUCGUGAUGUAAAGUUGAACAGUUGAGCAAAAUGUAUUUUUGAAUUUGUGACGCAGUUGUGGUAAAUGCAUUUAUCUACGCCCGAAAAUUGAAUUCUGUUCUUUUUUUUCACUCCAAAAUAAGAAGGUGAAAUGAAACAAGUAUCGUUCAACUAUUAUAAAUUCAUUCGGGAACUGUAUUCUAUUUUUGUGUGAAAUAUAGUAUCCACGGUCCUCAGCCUUGUCAAGCCUAAAUAUUGAAAACUUGAUAUUAUCUCAGUUAUUUUUGUAUGUAGCUUAAGAACAAGAAAUUAUAUGCAUGCUUGGAUUUAUAGUACUUUGAGUAGGCAUAAAUGUACAAACAGCACUGUUCAUGACUUAUGUGUAGACUAUAAAAGUUGCCCAGUUUUGGGCCAAUAUCAGUUUCAAUUUAUGGUUGUUUCGAUUCUGAGUCAAUUCAAAACAUAGACCAAGUCGAUUCAAUACUCGUGGAAAUUUGAUUUGAUGCCACUUCAGAUGCAGUAUUUGUAAUUUGGUCAAUGUUGAUGAUAAGAAACUGGACUACUUGAAUGGAAACUGAGCGACUCAUUCCUAAGCAUUACAUUAAGCCUUUAACUCCCUUCUCAAAUUUGUAAUUCUCCUUACUAUCAACCAUACCAUUCCUAUAAUGUUAGUUCAGCGAACUUAGUAUUGGAUCAACUGAUUAUCCCCAAAAUGAUAUUUUUCUUUAUUCUCA
This is a messenger RNA of Pocillopora verrucosa, 1463 nucleotides long. The record is from RefSeq and is a predicted model, not a curated record. Lineage: Eukaryota; Metazoa; Cnidaria; Anthozoa; Scleractinia; Pocilloporidae.